AUGGCAGGACGCUGGACCUCUGGACACAUCUUCCAGUUGAAGCUCCCCCACAAUCGGCUGUCAUCCUCUGAAGCCAUGCCAGAAUCGCUGCAGGAGCGCUGUAAACUCUGGAACGUGGACUUUGGUGCGGCAGCCCACUGCAGGGGUCGAGCUCGGGCAGCCAUGCAUAUACUGAUUUACCUUAAUGCUCAAUAUUUCCUUACAACUGUUCACAUUUCUUUUCCCUCAAAACGAUCUUCUUUACUUUCUCCUCUUUCCGUCCUCCUGACAUUUGCCCUGUUAGAGGUUAUUCUGGCUGGCAGAGACUGCUUGGUGGCUGGAGACUCCUGUUCGAGUGAUGAAACUUGCAGUCCUCGUCUACGUACUUUGCGUCAGUGUGUGGCAGGGAACGGCAGCAUGAAGCUGGGCCCCGGUGCCAGAAGCCAGUGUGCCAACGCAGUGUCCGCCCUACUUUCCAGUCCUUUACACGGCUGCCAGUGUAAACGAGGAAUGAAGAAGGAGAAGAACUGCCUGAGCAUCUACUGGAGCCUCCACCAGUCUAUCAUACAUGGACUCAACCUGGUGGAGAGUUAUCCCUAUGAGACAGUGCAGAGGGAUUACGAUUAUGUCCGCUUGGCCUCUAUUACAGCUGACUCUGAUGUUGGCAUGACAACUGUGAAUCGCUGCUUGGAUGCAGCCAAGGCUUGCAAUGUGGAUGACUUGUGCCAGAAGCUUCGCACAGAAUAUGUCUCAGCUUGUAUCAAACCGACUGCCAAGUCAGGCUUGUGCAACCGGCCUAAAUGCAAUAAGGCCCUGCGCAGGUUCUUUGACCGCGUUCCUGCCGACUACACACACGAGCUGCUCUUCUGCCCGUGUACGGACACAGCGUGUGCAGAGCGUCGGAGGCAGACCAUUGUGCCCAGCUGCUCUUAUGAAAGUGUUGAAAAACCUAACUGCAUUACACAGAUGAGGAUCUGCAAUGCUGACUAUGUGUGCAGGUCUCGUCUGGCACAGUUUCAGUAUGACUGCGAACCCUCCAAAACAUCUGCCAACGGCUGCAAGCAAGGGAACUUUGGAGCUUGUCUCCUCGCCUACACAGGGCUUAUAGGAAGUACAAUAACUCCCAACUAUGUUGACAACUCCACAUCCAGUGUGGCCCCAUGGUGCUCCUGCUCAGCCAGUGGGAGCCGGAGAGAGGAGUGUGAUAAUUUCCUGGGAUAUUUCACUGACAACAUCUGCCUCAGGAAUGCUCUCAUGACGUUUGGAAGUGAACCAGACCAGCAGCCGACUCUGAGCCAGUACAGCACAACCAGCCACGGCAGCAGAGAAAACAGAAGCACGACUUCUCCACCAGAAACCAUAGAAACUAUGAGGAACUUUCUGGAUACAGUAAUACCAACACAGGUCUCUCUGGGAAAUGAGCUACUGGUUGGUCACUCCACCCUGCCAUCCAACAGCCUACCAAACUCUGCAUCACCUCGCAGUCUAAUGCUUCAAGCUGCCUACAGCCUUCUGUUGUUGCUCCUUCAUCUCCUCAACAAUGGACACUGAAGACUGCAGGAGAGCAUGCUGAGGACCCUCCUAGUACCUAGCAGAUUGGAGGGCCAGUGCAGUAAAGAGGAAAAUGGACCAUGUGGCGUUGUUCCUCCCUCUAAAUAUGUACAGCGAUUCUGUUUUUCUAUUUUUGUGUCAAAAUAGUCCGGCCCAACCUGCCAGUGUUCUCACUCAGAGUGUGGGAACCAUCUGCAGGGCGAUGCCAGUCUUUACAUUUGUACAUUAUUGUCGCAAUCAAGUCAAGUUGAAAUGAAGUCAGUUCUGCUUUUGUGGACUAACCCAAUCUUCAGCUGUAUCUGUAUUCAAAGUUACAGUUAAAUAUAAGGCAGAUGUGUAUGAUACAAAGACAUGAAGUAUGUAGCUGUGAAGACUUGUAUUAUCAACAGAAGCUCUUGUUUAAAGAAGUGUACGGGAAAAUAACCGGAGUAAACCAGUGAACUUGGUAUUUUCGCUGUCCUCUGUGUAUAGUGUUCAGAAAGAUGCUGGAGAAAACUCUCCUCAACCAACUCAAAGAGGACCAUCAUUUCUGUCCAAUGCUGGAAUAGUGAAGCAUCAAACAGACAGUCCUGGACAAGUGUACUGAUUCUACAAUGUCCAGCACCACUAUCGAGAAGAAAUGUGGCAAACACGAGAACAACCUUGGCAUAAUUAUCAUCCUUUCCAUCAAGACUGUUGGCCUUUCUCAGACCCUCUCACACAACGUCAUUUGUUAUCGCUAAAGCUACAGAAGCUUUUUAUAGAAAAUAUAAGUCCUUGGUGUUUAUCAGCAAAGACAGGUUUGUGGGCUUGAAAGGAGAUGACCAGAAGAGCAGUAACUCUUUACCUGUGCUGCUGUGCUAUGUGUUUGUGAGUGUAAUACCCUUUUAUUUCUCAUUGUGUAAGUGAACAUCGCUAUACUGGACUCUUGAGUUUUUGUGCCAGAGACGGAAGUGAAUGAUUUGAUUUAGUGAGUGUCGCCAACACCAGUAUGGAGCCUGUUAGAGAUUUGACAGUAAUGAAUGAUUCAGUAUUUUCUGUUCUUGGAACCUGCUGGAGAAUUCUGAACAGGAACAGAGGUGCAGCAAAUAAAAGUUCUCAGAUCACUAUGUGUAUA
Stegastes partitus (bicolor damselfish) is the source of this 2626-nucleotide messenger RNA. It is a transcript of the gene gfra4b, whose product is annotated as GDNF family receptor alpha 4b. The record is from RefSeq and is a predicted model, not a curated record. Gene Ontology annotation, biological process: nervous system development. Gene Ontology annotation, cellular component: signaling receptor complex; external side of plasma membrane. Gene Ontology annotation, molecular function: signaling receptor activity. Lineage: Eukaryota; Metazoa; Chordata; Actinopteri; Pomacentridae. The coding region runs from base 1 to 1530 and encodes 509 amino acids. The transcript is spliced from 9 exons.